Triticum turgidum subsp. durum (durum wheat) is the source of this 1233-nucleotide messenger RNA. The record is from the annotation of a GenBank genome assembly. NCBI's taxonomy places the organism in Eukaryota, Viridiplantae, Streptophyta, Magnoliopsida, Poales, Poaceae.
AUGGCUGACGGGGACUCGGCGGCGGCCUACGCGUCGCCGCGGUCGCCGCUGCCCCCGGAGACGCCGUCCACGCAGAAGCGGCGGCAGCGCGGCCUCGUCUCGCGGGUCUGGAAGGGCAUCUUCGGCCGCCGCGAGGACGUCGAGAAGCUGCUGCAAGCGCUCUCCAAGGAGGAGGAGGCCCUCCGCUCCCGCGUCCACCGUCGCGCCCGCGCCUCCCGCGCCUCCGCCCACAACGUCCUCGCCCUCGCCUCCGCCCUCGAGAUCGCGGCUGUUGGAUAUGCGAUUAUGACUACCAGAUCCCCAGACAUCCCCUGGCAGAUGAGGGCAGCCCGGGUGCUGCCCAUGUUCUUGGUUCCUGCUUUAGCUGCUCUCAUCUACUCAGCUAUUACAAGCAUUGCGAAAUUCCUUGAUAAUAGAGAUCAACAUACUCUUGAAAAGCUUCGUGCUGAAAGGCAGGCCAAGAUUGAUGAGUUGAAAGAAAGAACAAACUACUACACUACCCAGCAACUUAUACAGAGAUAUGAUCUUGACCCUGCUGCAAAGGCAGCUGCAGCAAGUGUUUUGGCAUCUAAGCUGGGUGCGGAUUCUGGAUUGAGAGUCUUUUUUGGAGAUGAGUCGAACGUGGAUGGAAGUAAAAGUAAUGAUCAGCACGGACAGACUUCUGGUCUGAGGCAAAGAAAACCGGCCCACUCAGGCCAUGGCUCUGGACCGACCCAUCCCUCUGAGCCAUCAGACGGCUCGAGUAUAUAUGACGGUAACGAAAGCCCCACUGCAAAUCGGACUGUUGAGCACUUCAGAGGCCAUGCUGGCAAUGAUGGCGGAUGGCUCGCACGAGUGGCCGCUCUGCUUGUAGGGGAGGAUCCAACACAAUGCUUUGCGCUGAUAUGUGGCAACUGCCAUAUGCAUAAUGGUCUUGCAAGGAAAGAGGACUUUGCGUUCGUUACGUACUACUGUCCUCACUGCAAUGCUCUCAACGGACCGCGGCAACACGAGGACGGUGAAAGCGUCCAAGCCGGCGCCAGCCUUGCGGACUCGGGCGUCAGCAGUCCUGUCGGGAGGAGCUUGCCGACCGUCGAAGAACAGCCUGCAGAAAGUCCUGCUGCGAGUAACUCAACGGUCGCUGAAAAACCUCAGGCGGAGAGUUCUGCUGCUACAAAUAGCUCAUCACCAACUGUGGAGAAGGGUGCUAGCGUGAUGGAUGCCCGUUUGACGGCAUCUUGCCCAGCUGCUUGA